This is a messenger RNA of Perca flavescens (yellow perch), 3122 nucleotides long. RefSeq names its product glucokinase (hexokinase 4) (gene gck). The transcript is spliced from 12 exons. NCBI's taxonomy places the organism in Eukaryota, Metazoa, Chordata, Actinopteri, Perciformes, Percidae. The record is from RefSeq and is a predicted model, not a curated record. The coding region runs from base 721 to 2100 and encodes 459 amino acids. Gene Ontology annotation, biological process: intracellular glucose homeostasis; carbohydrate phosphorylation; glucose metabolic process. Gene Ontology annotation, cellular component: mitochondrion; cytosol. Gene Ontology annotation, molecular function: glucokinase activity; fructokinase activity; D-glucose binding.
UAAAGAAACUUGAAUAACGUUAGCACAGUUGACAAGUGCUAGCCGCCUUAGUAUUAGCUACCAAGCUAACCAACUAUCGUUAGUCAUCAUGCUCCGCUUGAGUAAAUCUUUUUUUCUUCAGGCCAUUGGUUAACUGACACUAAGUAGUACAAACUUAUCAAAUGCUAGUAUUUAUGUAAAUGCCGUUUAAAACCUGCAAAGCUAUGUUACAUUUCUGAAAUCAUAUCAAGCAUACUGCUAGCUAGCUACGGAUGCUAUUUGGUCUUCGUGAGGCCUUAGCUUACUUACCAGACAAAUCAGCAGCAAAUAGUUUGAUUCCCGUAAAACAACCGAAUAAACUUUUUAUUCCAUAUAAACUAAAACUCGUUAAUGCGUAUAGCAGACGUCCGGCGGCUUGAUCACAAUGUAGUUACCGCUAACUAGCCGGCUAAGUAGUUUUCAGUGACCAAUCACCACGUCACAAGAUCCUCAGACGAUUCAACGGGAUAUUUGCUCCGGAGGAAACAAACACGCCGAUGGCACAUCCAGUGCGCCGAUGCGGUAGUUAACUGGACGUGUUAACUGCAAGAAUGAAGAUAAAUCCAAAGGAUAACAUUUUCUUUUUACGGACGGGGAGUUAAAACACCAUAACAGCAGAAACUUGGGAGGAACGACGGAAUUUCCACUGCAGACGACUGAUGGUCGGCGGGGCAUUUAGGAUUUAAUCCUCGUCGUGGUACGAUGGAUAAGGUUGAUCAGAUCCUGUCAGAGUUCAGGCUGAAGAAGGAGGAGCUAAAAGAAGUCAUGAAGAGGAUGCAGUGCGAGAUGGACAGAGGACUGCGUUUAGAGACGCAUGAAGAGGCCAGUGUCAAAAUGCUUCCAACUUAUGUCUGCUCCACCCCUGAAGGAUCAGUGUGUGUUUUGACAGAGGUAGGAGAUUUCCUGGCUCUUGACCUGGGGGGGACGAACUUCCGUGUGAUGCUUGUGAAGGUGGGUGAAGAUGAGGAGAGGAGCUGGAAGGUGGAGACCAAGAACCAGAUGUACUCCAUUCCUGAAGAUGCCAUGACAGGCACUGCUGAAAUGCUAUUUGACUACAUAGCAGAGUGUAUGUCAGACUUUUUGGACAAACAUCAUAUCAAGCACAAGAAGCUUCCUCUGGGUUUUACCUUCUCCUUUCCUGUACGGCAUGAGGACAUUGACAAGGGUAUCCUGCUUAACUGGACCAAAGGCUUCAAGGCUUCUGGAGCAGAAGGGAACAAUGUUGUGGGUUUACUCAGGGAUGCUAUCAAGAGACGAGGGGACUUUGAGAUGGAUGUGGUUGCCAUGGUGAAUGACACAGUAGCCACCAUGAUUUCCUGCUAUUAUGAGGAUCGCAGCUGCGAAGUCGGGAUGAUUGUUGGCACUGGUUGUAAUGCGUGUUACAUGGAGGAGAUGAGGACUGUGGAGCUGGUAGAAGGGGAGGAGGGCCGCAUGUGUGUGAACACAGAGUGGGGGGCGUUUGGAAACAAUGGGGAGCUGGAGGAGUUCAGACUGGAGUACGACAGAGUGGUGGACGAGACCUCAAUUAACCCUGGAAAGCAGCUAUAUGAGAAGCUGAUCAGCGGGAAGUAUAUGGGUGAGCUGGUCAGACUUGUUCUGAUGAAGCUGGUGAAUGAAGACCUUCUGUUUAACGGUGAAGCCUCAGAGCUGCUGAAGACACGCGGCAGCUUUGAGACACGCUACGUCUCACAGAUGGAGAGUGACACUGGGGACAGAAAACAAAUCUACAACAUCCUGUCCUCGCUGGGUGUUCUGCCGUCAGAGCUAGACUGUGACAUUGUGCGUCUGGUCUGUGAGAGUGUUUCCACUCGCUCUGCUCAUAUGUGCGGCGCCGGGCUUGCUGGUGUGAUCAACCUGAUGCGGGAGCGACGCAGCCAGGAAGCCCUGAAGAUCACAGUGGGGGUUGAUGGAUCUGUCUACAAGCUGCACCCAUGUUUCCGUGACAGGUUCCACAAAAUAGUCAGGGACCUCACGCCUCACAGUGAAAUCACCUUCAUCCAGUCGGAGGAGGGGAGCGGUCGUGGAGCCGCCCUUAUCUCAGCAGUGGCCUGUAAGAUGGCAGCAUGCAUGCUGACACAGUAAAGGGAGCUGUGUGCACUGAGCUGUCUCAAGGCAGAAGAGCGGUGAAGCAAGCCUGAACUCUAAUCUGAGAACAUUGAUGACACGUCAUCCACAGUCGGCAGCUUUGACCUUUUUCGGGCUCUGAAUGAUGUAUGUCAGCAAACUGGACGACUGGAAGAUGUACAGACAAGAAAGCAACUUGUAUUCUACUGUAUUUGGUAAACUGUAACAAGAAAACUGUGACAUUUACAGAAACUUGCUGGCAGCAAUUAGCGUGCAAGUUGCUGUAGUCCAUUUCACAGUAUCCUUACUGUAAAUUUAAUCACAGUACAUGUAAAAUUCUGUAAUUGUUAUUACAAUAAUAAUCUCAGUACUGCAACUCUUAUAACAGUAACAGGGUACUGUAUUUUUACUGUAACAAGGGUUAAUGCAUUCAUUUUAGUACUGUAAAUAUGUAACGGUAAAAUAAUGACAUACUGUAAAAUGAAGACACUUUUUUUCACACACAAAAAUAUAUUAUAUAUUUAUUGUAUCACUUCAUUCAACAUUCAUUCAUCAUUUGAAUUUACAUUUAUUUUGUAUUUUUCAUUUUGUAAACAUGUUUCAUUUUGUAAACAACAAAAUUACUUUCCUGAAGGUACAACUCUUUCCUCUGUGUUCAAGUCACCCUGACUGUAAACUGCAUGCCCUGGAAUUAUUUUGUUUAUCUUGAAUGCAUAUUUCAAGAUUUUCAACAUGAUUAAUGUAUUGUUUUAUUAUUUGAGGAGAUAUAGUUAAUUUGACUGUACUUGUAGAGACAUAAAAAAGAAAAAUAGUAAUAAUAAAGGAGUUGUUCAUCAUAAAGAUGUGUGCAAGUCCCAUAUUGCUUUACAUUUGCUUUCUGAGACUUGCAUGUGAAGACAGUCACAUGUAUUCCAGUAAUAUUGAUUCAAUGUGAAAAAAACACAUAAACAUGACAUUGUACAAAAUUGUGACACAAGAUAUUUUCAAGUAAUUUUUUUUUACAAACAAAACCGUAAAUCCUAGCACUGGAAGCAAUUAAA